UACCCGGUCUACCUUCGCUUGGGCAAGACCCGAAAUCCCGAAACUACCCUUCGUCCAAGACCCUUCUUCUCCCUCUCUCGACCGCCUUCUGGUGAUCUCCCUUUGCUUCGCACUCUCUUGCACCCAUUUCUCUCCGUACUUUCUCUCUCCCUCUCUCUCUGAGGGAAUGCUGUUUUCCUUCGCUACAAAAGAAAGUGUAAUUCCCUUCUUCAACCAUGACCGUCAUGACUCCUGCCCCCAUUGAUCAACAAGAGGACGAGGAGAUGCUCGUGCCGCACUCGGAUUUGGCUGAGAAUAAUCACCAACCCAUGGAUGUCGUCACACAACCUGAAACUGUUAGUACCGUGGAGAACCAGCCAGUGGAGGAUCCUCCAUCAUCGAGGUUUACGUGGAGAAUUGACAACUUUUUUAGGCUGAAUACUAAGAAGCUCUAUUCGGACAUAUUUAGUGUUGGAGGUUAUAAAUGGCGUGUGCUUAUUUUCCCAAAGGGAAACAAUGUGGACCAUUUGUCUAUGUAUUUGGAUGUUGCGGAUUCAGCAAGUUUGCCAUAUGGGUGGAGUAGAUAUGCACAGUUUAGCUUGUGCAUUGUAAAUCAAAUUCAUAACAAAUACUCAGUCAGAAAAGACACACAACAUCAGUUCAAUGCGCGAGAAAGUGAUUGGGGUUUCACAUCCUUUAUGCCUCUUAGUGAACUAUAUGAUCCUAGUAGAGGGUAUCUUCUGAAUGAUACUCUCAUAAUUGAGGCUGAGGUUCUAGUUCGUAGGGUUGUGGACUACUGGACAUAUGACUCAAAGAAGGAGACAGGUUUUGUUGGGCUUAAGAACCAAGGAGCAACGUGUUACAUGAACUCUCUUCUCCAAACUCUGUUCCAUAUUCCUUACUUCAGGAAGGCUGUGUACCAUAUGCCUACAACUGAAAAUGAUUUGCCAUCUGCUAGCAUUCCUUUGGCUUUGCAGAGCCUAUUUUAUAAGCUCCAGUACAGUGACAACAGUGUUGCAACAAAAGAACUGACCAAGUCUUUUGGAUGGGACACAUAUGAUUCUUUUAUGCAGCAUGAUGUGCAAGAGCUUAAUAGGGUUCUCUCUGAAAAACUUGAAGACAAAAUGAAGGGAACUGUUGUAGAGGGAACAAUUCAGAAGUUAUUUGAAGGGCAUCACAUGAACUACAUCGAAUGCAUUAAUGUGGACUACAAAUCAACUAGAAAGGAGUCAUUUUAUGAUCUUCAGCUUGAUGUCAAAGGCUGUCGGGAUGUUUAUGCUUCUUUUGAUAAGUAUGUAGAAGUUGAACGUCUUGAGGGCGAUAACAAAUAUCAUGCUGAACAAUAUGAAUUGCAGGAUGCCAAGAAGGGGGUGUUGUUCAUUGAUUUUCCUCCUGUACUUCAACUGCAGCUGAAACGGUUUGAAUAUGAUUUUAUGCGGGACACAAUGGUGAAGAUAAAUGACCGUUAUGAGUUCCCAUUGCAACUGGACCUUGAUCGUGAGAAUGGCAAAUAUUUAUCACCUGAUGCUGAUAGAAGUGUUCGUAAUCUUUACAUGCUUCAUAGUGUUUUGGUACACAGUGGCGGUGUGCAUGGUGGACAUUAUUAUGCCUUUAUCAGGCCGACUCUUGGUGAUCAGUGGUACAAAUUUGAUGAUGAAAGAGUAACAAAAGAAGAUAUGAAGAGGGCAUUAGAGGAGCAGUAUGGUGGUGAGGAAGAGUUACCGCAGACGACUCCUGGAUUCAAUAACGCUCCUUUUAAAUUUACCAAAUACUCAAAUGCAUACAUGCUGGUGUAUAUACGUGAAAGUGACAAGGACAAAAUAAUCUGUAAUGUGGAUGAGAAGGACAUUGCAGAACAUCUUAGGGAGAGGUUGAAAAAAGAACAAGAAGAAAAAGAGCACAAAAAGAAAGAGAAGGCAGAGGCACAUCUUUAUACUAUCAUAAAGGUUGCACGAGACGAAGAUCUUACAGAGCAGAUUGGAAGGGAUAUAUAUUUUGAUCUUGUGGAUCACGAAAAAGUUCGGAGCUUUCGUAUUCAAAAGCAGAUGCCAUUUAACCUUUUUAAGGAGGAGGUCGCUAGAGACUUUGGUAUACCGGUGCAGUUCCAGCGUUUUUGGCUGUGGGCAAAGCGGCAAAACCACACUUAUCGCCCAAACCGGCCAUUGACACCUAUGGAGGAAACUCAAACGGUUGGACAGUUGAGGGAGGUAUCAAAUAAGGUUCAUAAUGCGGAACUAAAGUUGUUCUUGGAAGUAGAGCAUGGACUGGAUUUAUGUGCUGUUGCUCCACCUGACAAAACAAAGGACGAUAUUUUGCUUUUCUUCAAGCUUUAUGAUCCUGAGAAAGAAGAGCUACGUUAUGUUGGAAGGCUUUUUGUAAAGGGUGCUGGUAAGGCAGUAGAAAUCUUGACAAAAUUAAAUGAAAUGGCUGGCUAUGCUCCUGAUGAAGAUAUCGAACUUUAUGAGGAAAUCAAGUUUGAGCCCAGUGUCAUGUGCGAAUCCAUUGAGAGGCAAUCCACAUUUCGAGCCAACCAGCUUGAAGAUGGAGACAUUAUUUGCUUUCAAAAAUCUUCUCCAGCUGAAAGUGGUGACCAGUUUCGCUAUCCAGACGUUCCUUCAUUUUUGGAUUAUGUGUACAAUCGCCAAGUUGUUCACUUUCGAGCUCUGGAUAAACCCAAGGAAGAUGAUUUUCGUCUAGAGAUGUCAAAACAAUAUACCUAUGAUGACGUUGUGGAAAGAGUAGCUCUGCAACUUGGUUUGGAUGAUCCAUCCAAAAUCAGGCUUACACCUCACAACUGUUACUCUCAACAACCCAAACCCCAGCCUAUUAAGUAUCGGGGGGUGGAGCGUUUGACUGAUAUGCUAGUCCACUACAACCAGACUUCGGAUAUAUUGUACUACGAAGUAUUAGACAUCCCUCUACCAGAAUUACAAGGUUUGAAAACUCUGAAAGUAGCAUUUCAUCAUGCUACUAAGGAUGAAGUCGUGGUUCAUACUAUAAGACUCCCAAAACAGAGCACUGUAGGAGAUGUAAUUAAUGAUCUUAAAACAAAGGUUGAGUUGUCGCAUCCUAAUGCAGAACUUAGGUUGCUUGAAGUUUUCUAUCACAAGAUUUACAAGGUUUUUCCCCCUAAUGAAAAGAUUGAGAACAUAAAUGAUCAAUACUGGACAUUACGGGCGGAAGAGAUAAUUUUCUCAUCUCUCCCAAGUGGGAGGAGCACUUCCCAAAUGUUGUUUAGAGCAGAUUAUCAAGAGUUCUCUCUAAUCACUUUUCUGGAUGAGAUUGAAGAACAAAGACUACUUUCUACUGAGAAGUUGAGGAAGGAUGUGGCUACAAUUGAGUUGGAGAUGACUAUUCUUUUGGAGGAGGUUGGACAGUUGAGGGAGGUAUCAAAUAAGGUUCAUAAUGCGGAACUAAAGUUGUUCUUGGAAGUAGAGCAUGGACUGGAUUUAUGUGCUGUUGCUCCACCUGACAAAACAAAGGACGAUAUUUUGCUUUUCUUCAAGCUUUAUGAUCCUGAGAAAGAAGAGCUACGUUAUGUUGGAAGGCUUUUUGUAAAGGGUGCUGGUAAGGCAGUAGAAAUCUUGACAAAAUUAAAUGAAAUGGCUGGCUAUGCUCCUGAUGAAGAUAUCGAACUUUAUGAGGAAAUCAAGUUUGAGCCCAGUGUCAUGUGCGAAUCCAUUGAGAGGCAAUCCACAUUUCGAGCCAACCAGCUUGAAGAUGGAGACAUUAUUUGCUUUCAAAAAUCUUCUCCAGCUGAAAGUGGUGACCAGUUUCGCUAUCCAGACGUUCCUUCAUUUUUGGAUUAUGUGUACAAUCGCCAAGUUGUUCACUUUCGAGCUCUGGAUAAACCCAAGGAAGAUGAUUUUCGUCUAGAGAUGUCAAAACAAUAUACCUAUGAUGACGUUGUGGAAAGAGUAGCUCUGCAACUUGGUUUGGAUGAUCCAUCCAAAAUCAGGCUUACACCUCACAACUGUUACUCUCAACAACCCAAACCCCAGCCUAUUAAGUAUCGGGGGGUGGAGCGUUUGACUGAUAUGCUAGUCCACUACAACCAGACUUCGGAUAUAUUGUACUACGAAGUAUUAGACAUCCCUCUACCAGAAUUACAAGGUUUGAAAACUCUGAAAGUAGCAUUUCAUCAUGCUACUAAGGAUGAAGUCGUGGUUCAUACUAUAAGACUCCCAAAACAGAGCACUGUAGGAGAUGUAAUUAAUGAUCUUAAAACAAAGGUUGAGUUGUCGCAUCCUAAUGCAGAACUUAGGUUGCUUGAAGUUUUCUAUCACAAGAUUUACAAGGUUUUUCCCCCUAAUGAAAAGAUUGAGAACAUAAAUGAUCAAUACUGGACAUUACGGGCGGAAGAGAUCCCAGAAGAAGAGAAAAAUCUCGGUCCUCAUGAUCGCCUAAUACAUGUAUACCAUUUCACGAAAGACACAGCUCAGAACCAAAUGCAAAUUCAGAAUUUUGGGGAACCUUUUUUCUUGGUCAUACAUGAGGGUGAGACUUUGGCUGAAAUUAAAGUACGAUUACAGAAGAAGUUACAGGUUCCAGAUGAGGAGUUUGCCAAGUGGAAGUUUGCAUUCCUUUCUCUAGGUCGUCCAGAGUACCUUCAGGACUCGGACAUUGUUUCUAAUCGUUUUCAGAGAAGAGAUGUUUAUGGUGCUUGGGAGCAGUAUCUUGGAUUGGAGCACUCUGACAGUACUCCUAAAAGAGCUUAUACAGCUAAUCAGAACCGGCACGCAUUUGAGAAGCCUGUAAAAAUUUACAACUAGGACAUAAUAGGAGAGUAAUGGAAUUCCAUCUUUGCAACUGGCUGAGUUGAGAAAACCCUCUACACCUUUUUGGCUGUAAAAAAGGGAAAAGUAGUGAAAAUGAACUCCAUUUUGGCAACAAGUGAAGUUAGCAUUGUGGUGGUGUCUAUUGGGUAUGGUUGUUGAUUUUGUUGGAUGUGUAAUUCUCUUCCUAGUUUGACGGGGAGGACUUUCCUUGUAGUCAUUGUGUAUCUUCUACUGUCAAGAUGCAGCCCCUUCGAGCUUUUACUUCCGUCUUUUAUGGAGGUUCCUCUUGGGUGACAGGUUCAGUGGCCUUCAUCAUGGGUUCAUUGUAAUUUUACAGUACAUAUACAAGAUUUUUGAACUAGUAAAUGUAUACAGGGUAUAGUAGGGUGGCUCAUUUUUACUUCAUUUGCUUCGUGAUUUUGUUCGUUAGACGCGUUUAGCAAAUUGGGGAUGUGGGAUGGUUGAGCUGCUGCUGUUUCUGAGCAUGUUUGUAGGUUUUGUAUAACAAACUUGUUGGCCACUCGUGCCCUUGGAAUUCUUAUCAAAAGGGUCCCAGAUCUUUAUUAUU
Messenger RNA from Corylus avellana, 5325 nucleotides. NCBI's taxonomy places the organism in Eukaryota, Viridiplantae, Streptophyta, Magnoliopsida, Fagales, Betulaceae. The record is from RefSeq and is a predicted model, not a curated record.